Messenger RNA from Notodromas monacha, 657 nucleotides. The record is from the annotation of a GenBank genome assembly. Lineage: Eukaryota; Metazoa; Arthropoda; Ostracoda; Podocopida; Cyprididae.
AUGGGUCUCCUGGAGCUGGUGGCCCCAAACAUUGUUUUGCCAAUCGUUCGGCUGCUGAGUGACUUUGUGUUACUAGGGAUCUUCAACUUCAUCAAGAAGAAAAUUCAGCAAAUGGAGUUCCUGAGGAUGCUGGUGUUGCUGGUCGUUGGUGUUGCGGCUGCUGGGGCGGACUGCGGUCCAGAAGACAGGGCCUUCGUGUGUCGGGACGUCUGCGGCGAGGAGGUGAGGGGCGCCGGCGGCUACGGGCGCCGCGUGACGUUUGUCGGAGCGACGCUGUUCUUGGACUGCGUCAGGCAGGCAGACCUCAAGGAGGUGAAGCUGCUGUCGCCGACGGUCUGCAUCGGACGUCGGUCCAAGAUGGACCGAGUGGUGACGCCGUGGAGGUGGUGCGAGGAGGUCGUGCCCCCCGAACCGGAGAUCUCGACGGCGGCAGUUCCGCCGGUGGUUGAUGAGCCUCGCCCAGUGGCGCCAACGGCCAACCUGGCGGUUGUCCACGUGCCGGCGAGCAAAACGCCGUUCGUGGCUCGGGCGCCGCCCUCAAUGCAGCAAAGCGUCGUAGUGGCCCAAGAGGUGCCACACGUCAUCAAGGCACCGUUGUCGACGCCAGAAGUGACGGUCAACAUCAAGCAUGGUGUUGCGCACGUCAAGGCGGACGUG